Conger conger (European conger) is the source of this 1618-nucleotide messenger RNA. Its product is annotated as rho-related GTP-binding protein RhoH-like. Bases 594 to 1184 code for a protein of 196 amino acids. NCBI's taxonomy places the organism in Eukaryota, Metazoa, Chordata, Actinopteri, Anguilliformes, Congridae. The transcript is spliced from 3 exons. Gene Ontology annotation, molecular function: GTP binding; GTPase activity. Gene Ontology annotation, biological process: small GTPase-mediated signal transduction. The record is from RefSeq and is a predicted model, not a curated record.
CCUCAGCUGCAUCAUCAACCUCUUCAGAGCCCCAACUGUGCAUAGUUUGGUUCGCAACAAAAACCAUGUGCAGAUCAGAUAAAAUUUUACAGCAAAGGUGGCUUUGAGGCUUUUAUUUUGGAAAAACAUCUGCUAAUACUGACUUUACGUCCAGUGAAUCAUGUGAAUAACUUCAUUUUAUGCACCCUGCGGUUCAGAAACGAUUAAAACAACAUCCUGCAAGCAUCUGAAUGGGUUUCAAAUCUUCCAAGCGACUUCAUGUGUGGAUCAGCCAAUAACCAAUCAAGGAAUAAAACCAAGAUAUCCUUGGAAGUCAUGAAAGGAAAAUGACUUGUGGAACAUCCUAAUUGGGCAGAGGUCGUUGAAAUGUGCAGCACGCCUUCAGACAAGACUUAGCAGUAUAAACAGAAGAUCGUCUGUCUGGCACACAUAAGGAAACACAUGAAAGUGCUGAACCUUCGCGGACACUGGAAUCACUGUCCUUCGUGGUUCAGUCAUUUAGUCAACAAAAGUCAGAGUUUAAAACUUCAUCUUUGAACUCUUCAGUCUGUGAGUGCUGAAUUAACUUUUAUACGCAUAACAUACACAGAAAUAUGAACGGGAUGUCAGAAGUCUCGGUGAAGUGUGUGCUGGUGGGAGACACCGCGGUGGGCAAGACGGCCCUGUUGGUUCGCUUCACCUCGGAGACGUUCCCGGACUGUUACAAGCCCACAGUUUUCGACAACGUGGGCGUGGAUGUCUACAUGGACGGGGUUCAGAUCAGCCUCGGACUAUGGGACACGGCCGGGAGCGAAAGCUUCCGGCAGACCCGCCCCAUGUCCUACCAGCAGGCUGACGUGGUGCUGAUCUGCUACUCGGUGGCUAACCCGGCCUCAUUCGCCAGCGUGCGUCGCCGAUGGAUCGACGAGGUGAAGGAGCACCUCCCCCGGGCACCAGUGCUGGUGGUAGCGACGCAGACGGACCAGCGUGAGACAGGGCCGAACCGGGCCAACUGCGUGUCCUCUUCCGACGGGAAGCAGCUUGCUCAUGACAUCCAUGCCAAAGGCUAUCUGGAGUGCUCGGCGCUAAGCAACCGGGGCGUGCAGCAGGUGUUCGAGUGUGCUGUGCGGACUGCUGUCAACAAGACCAAGAGAGGAAGGACACGCCGGAGGGUCUUCAACGUCAACCAAUGCAAGAUAUUUUAAUGGGCUCAUAAUUUUCUAAUUUCAAAAGGUUGUAGAUGUUAUUGUGGCUGAGUCUGAGGACACUUGGUCUGCCAUUGGAUGAGCAUUUACGUAUGCGAAAUAAGACGUAUAGUAGGCCUACUGGAGAAGCAUACGCAUACUAAAAAAGUAAGCUAAAAUACACUGGGAUGCAAGGUAAUUGCAGACUGUAUAUAAGUUUAGGCAUUAUUUAAAGAUUUUGUCACUGUAGUUUGACAUGCUUGCUGGGUCAACUCUUUGCUUAUGUCUGUUUGAUGUGUAUUCUGCUCGUAACAUUUGCAAUACGGGAAGAGAACAAUAGCACUACUGUGAAUAUGCUUAUAUUUAGCAAAUAAUACUAAAAGUUUAUGUCCCACAUUAUGUUUUCAUAUCUUCAUACCUGCUAUAUGUACAUUAAAACAUUUGGAAAUGUAAAA